UUCCAUCCUCGUUCUUGUUUUUUUUUUUUUGUUGUAUUCGCUUGGAUUCGCGUGCGUCCGCAACGGAAGAAUCCAACUAACUCUAUAUGAUGGCCGAUCACUUAGACGAACCGCCCCAAAAGCGGGUGAAAAUGGAUCCAACGGACAUCUCCUACUUUCUGGAGGAGAACCUGCCCGAUGAGCUGGUGUCCUCGAACAGCGGCUGGUCGGAUCAGCUGACCGGCGGAGCAGGCGGUGGCAAUGGAGGUGGCGGCGCCUCCGGUGUGACCACAAAUUCCACAUCCGGCCCAAAUCCCGGCGGCGGACCCAACAAACCGGCAGCCCAAGGACCCGGUCCCGGCUCUGGCACUGGCGGAGUCGGUGUUGGAGUCAAUGUGGCCGUCGGUGGUGUUGUCGGCGUCGGCGUUGUGCCUUCCCAGAUGAACGGAGCCGGCGGCGGCAACGGAUCCGGAACGGGUGGCGACGACGGCAGUGGCAACGGCUCCGGCGCGGGCAACAGAAUUAGUCAAAUGCAGCACCACCAGCAGCUGCAGCACCUACUCCAGCAGCAGCAGCAGGGCCAGAAGGGCGCCAUGGUGGUGCCCGGGAUGCAGCAGCUGGGCAGCAAGUCGCCCAACCUACAGUCACCCAACCAGGGUGGCAUGCAGCAGGUGGUGGGCACUCAGAUGGGUAUGGUCAACUCAAUGCCCAUGUCAAUAUCGAAUAAUGGCAACAAUGGCAUGAACGCCAUACCAGGCAUGAACACCAUUGCGCAGGGCAAUCUGGGAAACAUGGUGCUGACCAACAGCGUUGGCGGCGGCAUGGGCGGCAUGGUCAAUCAUCUCAAGCAGCAGCCUGGCGGCGGCGGCGGUGGGAUGAUCAAUGCCGUUUCGGUACCGGGAGGACCUGGAUCGGGAGCUGGAGGCGUUGGAGCUGGCGGCGGUGGUGCCGUUACCGCCAACCAAGGCAUGCAUAUGCAGAACGGCCCGAUGAUGGGCCGGAUGGUGGGGCAACAGCAUAUGCUACGUGGUCCGCAUCUCAUGGGUGCCGCUGGAGGAGCUGGUGGGCCUGGCAAUGGACCUGGUGGCGGCGGGCCACGCAUGCAGAAUCCCAACAUGCAAAUGAGUUUUCGUCCGUUUGCAGCUCAACUCAACAGCCUGCCCUACGGAGUGGGUCAGUAUGGUGGCCCAGGCGGUGGCAACAAUCCCCAGCAGCAGCAGCAGCAACAACAGCAGCAACAACUCCUCGCCCAGCAGAUGGCCCAAAGAGGCGGCGUCGUACCGGGCAUGCCGCAGGGCAAUCGACCCGUUGGCACAGUGGUGCCCAUGUCCACACUCGGUGGCGAUGGAUCAGUGCCCGCGGGGCAGCUGGUCAGCGGGAAUCCUCAGCAGCAACAGAUGCUGGCGCAACAGCAAACCGGAGCCAUGGGCCCGCGUCCUCCGCAACCCAACCAGCUGCUUGGUCAUCCCGGACAGCAGCAGCAACAGCAGCCAGGCACCUCGCAGCAGCAGCAACAGGGAGUUGGUCUCGGAGGAGCAGGCGUUGUGGCGAAUGCAGGAACCGUUGCUGGCGUGCCGACAGUGGCAGGCGGCGGAGCCGGUGGCGCCGUACAAGCUAGCGGCCCUGGUGGCGCCAAUCGCGAUGUGCCCGACGACCGUAAGCGACAGAUCCAGCAGCAACUGAUGCUGCUCCUCCAUGCACACAAGUGCAAUCGCAGGGAGAACCUGAAUCCGAACAGGGAGGUGUGCAACGUCAACUACUGCAAGGCGAUGAAAUCAGUGCUGGCCCACAUGGGCACUUGCAAACAGAGCAAGGACUGCACCAUGCAGCAUUGUGCCUCCUCGCGCCAAAUCCUGUUGCAUUACAAGACGUGCACGAACAGUGGCUGCGUGAUUUGCUAUCCCUUCCGCCAGAAUCAUUCGGUUUUUCAAAAUGCUAAUGUGCCGCCAGGAGGCGGGCCGCCGGGAAUUGGUGGUGCGCCUCCAGGUGGCGGCGGAGCGGCUGGUGGAUCGGCUGGAGCAGGCGGUAAUCUUCAGCAGCAACAGCAGCAGCAACAACAGCAGCAGCAGCAGAACCAGCAGCCCAAUCUGACCGGUCUGGUGGUGGAUGGCAAGCAAGGACAACAGGUGGCACCAGGAGGUGGCCAAAACACUGCCAUAGUUCUACCCCAGCAGCAGGGAGCGGGCGGUGCACCGGGUGCGCCGAAAACGCCUGCGGACAUGGUCCAACAAUUGACCCAACAGCAGCAGCAGCAGCAGCAACAGCAGGUGCACCAGCAGCAGGUUCAGCAGCAGGAACUCCGUCGAUUCGAUGGCAUGGGCCAAGUUGGACUAUCGCCGGUGCCAGCUGGCGGUAUGCAGCAGCAGCAGGGUUUGCCUCCUGUGAUUCGCAUGCAAGGCGGCGUUCAGCCGGCCGUCAGGGUACUGGGACCAGGUGGUCCCGGCGGCCCAAGUGGACCCAAUGUACUGCCGAACGAUGUUAACAGCCUGCAUCAACAACAGCAGCAGAUGCUCCAACAGCAGCAGCAGCAACAGGGCCAGAAUCGACGACGCGGUGGCCUGGCCACCAUGGUCGAGCAGCAGCAACAACAGCAGCAGCAGCAGCAACAACAACAGCAGCAGCAGCAACCCAAUCCCGCCCAGCUGGGUGGCAACAUUCCAACACCACUCUCUGUUAACGUCGGCUUUGGCAAUGCCAAUUUCGGUGGUGCGGCAGCCGGCGGAGCCGUGGGAGCCAAUGACAAGCAGCAGCUGAAGGUGGCCCAAGUGCAUCCGCAGAGCCAUGGCGUUGGAGCGGGCGGAGCAGCAGCGGGCGCCGGUGCGAGUGGUGGUCAAGUGGCAGCUGGUUCCAGUGUACUGAUGCCAGCCGAUACCACGGGCAGUGGUAAUGCAGGCAAUCCCAACCAGAAUGCAGGCGGUGGAGCAGGAGGUGCCGGCGGUGGCAAUGGCGGAAACUCCGGGCCACCGGGCGACAACGAGAAAGACUGGCGGGAAUCGGUGACCGCCGAUCUGCGCAACCACCUCGUCCACAAACUGGUGCAGGCCAUCUUCCCCACCUCGGAUCCCACGACCAUGCAGGACAAGCGGAUGCAUAAUCUCGUUUCCUACGCGGAAAAGGUCGAGAAGGAUAUGUACGAAAUGGCCAAGUCCAGAUCGGAGUACUAUCACCUGCUGGCCGAAAAGAUCUACAAGAUCCAAAAGGAGCUGGAGGAGAAGCGACUGAAGCGUAAGGAGCAGCACCAACAAAUGCUGAUGCAGCAGCAGGGCGGUGCGAAUCCAGUGGCCGGAGGAGCGGCUGGCGGUGCAGGCAGUGCAGCUGGUGGAGCGGGCGGUGUAGUCUUGCCCCAGCAGCAGCAGCAACAGCAGCAGCAACAACAGCAGCAGCAGGGUCAACAACCGCUGCAGAGCUGUAUCCAUCCCAGCAUCAGUCCAAUGGGCGGUGUGAUGCCUCCGCAGCAGCUGCGUCCACAAGGACCACCUGGAAUACUGGGCCAGCAGACGGCAGCAGGCCUGGGCGUCGGCGUGGGUGGUGUCACCAACAACAUGGUGACCAUGCGCAGUCAUUCGCCCGGUGGCAACAUGCUCGCCCUGCAGCAACAACAGCGCAUGCAGUUCCCGCAACAACAGCAGCAACAACCGCCCGGUUCUGGUGCCGGCAAAAUGCUGGUCGGCCCACCAGGACCCAGUCCCGGUGGCAUGGUGGUCAAUCCCGCGCUCUCGCCUUAUCAGACGACCAAUGUGCUUACCAGUCCGGUGCCAGGACAGCAGCAACAGCAGCAGUUCAUCAAUGCGAACGGCGGCACUGGCGCCAAUCCUCAGCUGAGCGAGAUCAUGAAGCAGCGACACAUUCACCAGCAGCAGCAGCAACAGCAGGUGCAGCAGCAGCAGCAGCAACAACAGCAGCAGCAGCAGCAGGGAAUGUUGUUGCCGCAGUCGCCAUUCAGCAAUGCCACACCUCUACAACAACAACAGCAGCAGCAGCAGGCGACUAGCAACAGCUUUAGCUCACCAAUGCAGCAGCAACAGCAGCAGCAGCAGCAGCAAGGUCAGCAACAGCAACAACAGAAGCCCGGCAGUGUGCUGAACAAUAUGCCGCCCACGCCGACGAGUCUGGAAGCACUGAAUGCGGGAGGUGGAGCGCCGGGAACGGGAGGAUCUGCCUCCAAUGUGACGGUUUCCGCUCCGAGCCCAUCGCCCGGCUUCCUGUCCAAUGGCCCGUCGAUUGGCACGCCCUCCAACAAUAAUAAUAGUAGUAGUGCUAACAACAACCCGCCCUCGGUGAGCAGUCUAAUGCAACAGCCGCUGAGCAAUCGGCCGGGUACGCCUCCAUAUAUACCCGCCUCCCCAGUGCCGGCGACAAGUGCCUCCGGAUUGGCGGCGAGCAGUACGCCCGCAUCAGCAGCAGCCACCUGUGCGAGUAGUGGCAGUGGCAGCAAUAGCAGCAGUGGAGCCACUGCAGCGGGUGCUAGUUCCACGUCAUCAUCUUCCUCGGCGGGCUCGGGUACACCACUCAGUUCGGUAUCGACUCCCACAUCGGCCACGAUGGCCACCAGCAGCGGUGGUGGUGCUGGCGCUGCAGGAGGCGGAUCAUCCACAACGCCCGCUAGCAAUCCACUGCUCCUCAUGUCUGGAGGAACGGCAGGAGGCGGAACGGGUGCGACGACCACCACAUCGACGUCUUCGAGCAGUCGCAUGAUGAGCAGCUCCAGCAGUCUCUCCUCCCAGAUGGCUGCCCUGGAGGCUGCGGCGCGAGACAACGACGAUGAGACACCAUCGCCGUCCGGCGAGAAUACGAAUGGCAGUGGUGGAAGUGGAAAUGCCGGCGGCAUGGCCUCCAAGGGCAAGCUGGACUCCAUUAAGCAGGAUGACGAUAUCAAGAAGGAGUUCAUGGAUGACAGCUGUGGCGGCAAUAACGAUAGCUCGCAAAUGGAUUGCUCGACGGGUGGUGGCAAGGGCAAGAAUGUGAACAACGACGGCACCAGCAUGAUCAAAAUGGAGAUCAAGACGGAGGAGGGACUCGAUGGCGAGGUGAAGAUCAAAACGGAGGCCAUGGAUGUGGACGAGGCUGGUGGCUCGACAGCCGGUGACCAUCAUGGUGAAGGUGGCGGCGGCAGUGGUGUUGGCGGCGGCAAGGACAACAUCAAUGGUGCGCACGAUGGCGGAUCGGCAGGUGGUGCUGUGGACAUAAAGCCCAAGACGGAUACGAAGCCACUCGUGCCGGAACCACUGGCACCCAAUGCGGGUGACAAGAAAAAGAAGUGCCAAUUCAAUCCCGAAGAACUGCGCACCGCUCUGCUGCCGACGCUGGAGAAGCUCUACAGGCAGGAGCCCGAGUCCGUGCCCUUUCGCUACCCAGUUGAUCCCCAGGCGCUGGGCAUACCCGAUUACUUUGAGAUCGUGAAGAAGCCCAUGGACCUGGGCACCAUACGCACCAACAUACAGAAUGGCAAGUACAGUGAUCCCUGGGAGUAUGUGGACGACGUUUGGCUGAUGUUCGACAAUGCCUGGCUGUAUAAUCGCAAAACAUCGCGGGUCUAUCGCUAUUGCACAAAGCUUUCCGAAGUUUUUGAGGCGGAGAUUGAUCCGGUGAUGCAGGCGCUGGGCUAUUGCUGCGGCAGGAAGUACACAUUCAAUCCACAGGUGCUCUGCUGCUACGGCAAGCAGCUGUGCACAAUUCCGCGGGAUGCGAAGUACUACAGCUACCAGAACAGUCUAAAGGAAUACGGUGUCGCCUCAAAUAGAUACACCUACUGCCAAAAGUGCUUUAACGACAUCCAGGGCGAUACGGUCACACUGGGCGACGAUCCACUGCAAUCACAAACCCAAAUCAAAAAGGAUCAGUUCAAGGAGAUGAAGAACGAUCAUCUCGAGCUGGAGCCGUUUGUCGAUUGCCAGGAGUGCGGACGCAAACAGCACCAGAUCUGCGUCCUCUGGCUGGAUUCCAUUUGGCCCGGUGGCUUUGUGUGCGACAACUGCCUGAAGAAGAAGAACUCGAAGCGGAAGGAGAACAAGUUCAAUGCGAAACGCCUGCCCACCACCAAGCUGGGCGUGUACAUAGAGACGCGGGUGAACAACUUCCUCAAGAAGAAGGAGGCUGGUGCCGGCGAGGUGCACAUACGUGUGGUCAGCUCAUCGGACAAGUGUGUGGAGGUGAAGCCCGGGAUGCGGCGGCGAUUCGUCGAGCAGAACGAGAUGAUGAACGAGUUUCCUUAUCGGGCCAAAGCCCUCUUCGCCUUCGAGGAGGUGGACGGCAUCGAUGUGUGCUUCUUUGGCAUGCACGUCCAGGAGUAUGGAUCCGAAUGCCCGGCGCCGAAUACGCGUCGUGUGUACAUCGCCUAUUUGGAUUCCGUUCAUUUCUUCCGGCCACGACAGUACCGUACAGCGGUAUAUCACGAAAUCCUGCUCGGCUACAUGGACUACGUGAAACAGCUGGGCUAUACAAUGGCCCACAUCUGGGCAUGUCCGCCAUCCGAGGGCGAUGACUACAUCUUCCAUUGCCAUCCCACGGACCAGAAGAUACCCAAGCCCAAACGCCUGCAGGAGUGGUACAAAAAGAUGCUUGACAAGGGCAUGAUCGAGCGCAUCAUACAGGACUACAAGGACAUCCUGAAGCAGGCGAUGGAGGACAAACUGGGCUCCGCCGCCGAGUUGCCCUACUUUGAGGGCGACUUCUGGCCCAAUGUGCUGGAGGAGAGCAUCAAGGAACUGGACCAGGAGGAGGAGGAGAAGCGCAAGCAGGCCGAGGCCGCGGAAGCAGCAGCUGCGGCAAAUCUUUUCUCCAUCGAGGAAAACGAGGUCAGCGGCGAUGGCAAAAAGAAGGGCCAAAAGAAGGCCAAGAAGUCGAACAAAUCGAAAGCGGCGCAGCGUAAGAACAGCAAAAAGUCCAAUGAACAUCAAUCGGGCAACGAUCUCUCCGCCAAGAUAUAUGCGACCAUGGAGAAGCACAAGGAGGUCUUCUUCGUCAUCCGCCUGCAUUCGGCGCAGUCGGCAGCUAGUUUAGCGCCCAUCCAAGAUCCCGAUCCGCUGCUCACAUGCGAUCUGAUGGACGGACGCGAUGCCUUCCUGACCCUCGCCCGCGACAAGCACUUUGAGUUCUCGUCGCUGCGGCGCGCACAGUUCUCCACACUGUCCAUGUUGUAUGAGCUGCAUAACCAGGGUCAGGACAAGUUCGUUUACACCUGCAACCACUGCAAGGCGGCUGUGGAGACGCGCUACCACUGCACUGUUUGUGAUGACUUCGAUCUGUGUAUCGUGUGCAAGACGAAGGUUGGCCAUCAGCACAAGAUGGAGAAGCUCGGCUUCGACAUCGACGACGGCUCUGCGCUGUCGGAUCACAAGCAGGCGAAUCCGCAGGAGGCCCGCAAGCAGUCCAUCCAGCGUUGCAUCCAAUCGCUGGUGCACGCCUGCCAGUGUCGCGACGCCAACUGCCGCCUGCCAUCGUGCCAGAAGAUGAAGCGCGUAGUCCAGCACACGAAGAACUGCAAGCGCAAGACCAACGCCAAUGGAGGAUGCCCCAUUUGCAAGCAGCUCAUCGCCCUCUGUUGCUACCAUGCCAAGCACUGUCAGGAGCAGAAGUGCCCCGUGCCGUUCUGUCCCAACAUCAAGCACAAGCUCCAUCAGCAGCAGUCCCAGCAGAAAUUCCAGCAGCAGCAGUUGCUGCGUCGUCGUGUGGCGCUCAUGUCGCGUACAGCAGCUCCAGCGGCCCUGCAAGGCCCAACUGCAGUCAGCGGUCCGACCGUCGUCUCUGGCGGAGUGCCCGUGGUGGGCAUGUCCGGUGUGGCAGUUAGCCAACAGGUGAUACCCGGCCAGGCGGGUAUACUGCCACCGGGAGCGGGUGGCAUGUCGCCAUCUACCGUGGCAGUGCCAUCGCCCGUUUCGGGAGGAGCUGGCGCCGGUGGAAUGGGUGGCAUGACCUCACCACAUCCGCAUCAACCGGGUAUAGGCAUGAAACCAGGUGGCGGUCACUCGCCGUCACCAAAUGUGCUGCAAGUGGUGAAGCAGGUGCAGGAAGAGGCAGCUCGUCAGCAGGUCUCGCAUGGCGGUGGCUUCGGCAAGGGUGUACCCAUGGCGCCGCCCGUGAUGAAUCGACCGAUGGGCGGCGCAGGACCCAACCAAAAUGUUGUUAAUCAACUCGGCGGCAUGGGCGUUGGAGUUGGUGGUGUCGGCGGCGUUGGCGUCGGAGGCGUUGGCGGUGUGGGUGUCAAUCAACUGAAUUCAGGUGGUGGUGGCAAUACACCAGGCGGCCCCAUACCCGGCUCCGGAAUGAAUCACCUCAUGUCCAUAGAUCAGUGGGGCGGUGGCGGAGCCGGCGGCGGUGGUGGCAAUCCCGGCGGUGGUAAUCCCCAAGCGCGCUAUGCCAACAACACCGGCGGCAUGCGCCAGCCCAACCAGAUGAUGCAAACGAAUCUGAUACCGCCGCAGCAACAGAUGAUGGGCGGACUGGGCGGACCCAAUCAACUGGGUGGUGGCCAGAUGCCAGUCGGCGGACAGCACGGAGGCAUGGGAAUGGGCAUGGGAGCACCGCCAAUGGCCGGAACUGUUGGCGGAGUGCGGCCCGGAGCAGGUGGUGGCGGUGGAAGUGCGACUGGGGGCGGUCUAAAUACGCAACAACUCGCCCAGAUCAUGCAGAAGAUCAAGAACAAUCCCACCAACGAGAGCAACCAGCACAUCCUCACCAUACUGAAACAGAAUCCGCAGAUCAUGGCGGCGAUCAUCAAGCAGCGCCAGCAGAGCCACCAGUCGCAAAUCAAUGCGGCGGCGGGCGGUGGAGCACCUGGCCCCGGUGGUGGUGCCUUGCAGCAGCAGCAGGCGGGCAACGGACCGCAGAAUCCUCAACAGCAGCAACAGCAGCAGCAGCAACAACAGCAGCAGCAGCAGCAACAGGUGAUGCAGCAACAGCAGAUGCAGCACAUGAUGAACCAGCAGCAGGGCGGUGGCGGUCCACAGCAGAUGAAUCCCAACCAGCAGCAGCAGCAGCAGGUCAAUCUCAUGCAGCAGCAGCAACAAGGCGGACCCGGAGGACCAGGCUCGGGACUGCCCACGCGCAUGCCCAACAUGCCCAAUGCCUUGAACAUGCUGCAGAGCCUUCCGCCCAACAUGUCGCCCGGCGUUUCCGCCCAGGGAGGAAUGGUGCCCAACCAGAACUGGAACAAGAUGCGCUACAUGCAGAUGGGCCAGUACCCGCCACCGUAUCCGCAGCGCCAGCGUGGUCCGCACAUGGGCGGAGCGGGACCCGGUCCCGGCCAGCAACAGUUCCCCGGCGGCGGCGGUGGUGCGGGCAACUUCAAUGCGGGCGGUGCUGGUGGUGCCGGCGGCGUUGUCGGUGUGGGCGGAGUGCCCGGUGGAGCUGGAUCGGUGCCCGGUGGCGAUCAGUACUCGAUGGCGAAUGCGGCGGCUGCCUCCAAUAUGCUGCAACAGCAGCAGGGACAGGUGGGCGUCGGCGUGGGCGUUGGUGUGAAGCCAGGACCCGGCCAGCAGCAACAGCAGAUGGGCGUGGGCAUGCCGCCGGGCAUGCAGCAGCAACAGCAACAGCAGCAACAACAACCGCUGCAGCAGCAGCAAAUGAUGCAGGUGUCAAUGCCGAAUGCGAAUGCCCAAAAUCCGUCGGCGGUGGUGGGCGGACCCAAUGCCCAGGUGAUGGGUCCACCGACGCCGCACUCUCUGCAACAGCAGCUGAUGCAAUCGGCCCGCUCGUCGCCGCCCAUACGCUCGCCGCAGCCAACGCCAUCGCCACGUUCGGCCCCGUCGCCACGUGCUGCUCCCUCCGCCUCGCCAAGGGCACAGCCCUCGCCGCACCAUGUGAUGAGCAGCCAUUCGCCGGCGCCGCAGGGACCACCGCAUGAUGGUAUGCACAAUCAUGGCAUGCAUCAUCAGUCGCCACUGCCGGGAGUGCCGCAGGAUGUUGGCGUGGGCGUCGGAGUCGGUGUCGGUGUUGGCGUGAACGUUGGCAACGUGGGCGUGGGCAACGCCGGAGGUGCCCUGCCCGACGCCUCCGACCAGCUGACCAAGUUUGUGGAGAGACUCUAGUGCAGCAACAGCGGCAGCAGCAGCAGCAGCAGCAGCAGUAGCAACACCAGCAUCAGCAACAGCACCACCAACAGCUACAAUGGUUGGUAGCCGCCGUGGCAGAGGGCUAGACUGAAUGGAUGCCCAGUAGCCGCAGUAGCCGUAGCCGCAGACGACGACGACGACGACGACCAACAUCAUUAUCAGCCAGCAGGGAUCACCAGUGUGUGUUAAACUAAUUAACAACUAUUACUAACUAAAUCUAUUACUUUUUUUUUUUAUCAAAAACCACGGCACCCCUAUUUGUAUAGUGUUAUAAUUAAACCAAUAACUAUCACACCUAAGUUGUACUGUAGAUUAAGAUGACCCACCAUUACAAUCACUAACAAUCCCCUAUUAUUUAAGUCUAGGACAAAAUUUGAACAAAGCAUUAUGAUUCGAUUUCCAUUUUAUGUCCGCGAUUUAGCAAAUAUAUAUAUCAUAUAUUUCAUAUGCCCCUACAAAACACACACACACCAUGUAUUAAUGAAUGCAAUUCCUUCGUUUCCACUAAAACAGAUAUAGAAAACGGAAAAAAACAAUGAGGUCCGGGAUAGGGAUUAGAAGGAGCUACAGGAUAGACAUCUCUCGAUGUGACAUGGCGUUCAAAACGUUAAGCGAAAGCUCUAAAUACCUUUCCAUAGUGACUCGCAUCGGAAUGUUUAGUGUAAAGUAACAUUAUUUAUUUUGGUGACUCCGCCACUAGAAAGCCAACGAAUAGCAAUCUGUUGCAAGUUUGUCAAGAUUGUGAGACAUAACAGCAUGUUGUAAAGUUGAAUUAAGUUUUUUGUACCCUUGUAGUGUUGUAAGCCAGUUGACCCACGACGAAGACGAAGACGACAACCACAACCACAGCCACAGCAACGACGACUCGACUCAAUUCACCCGACCCGACCAUUCGCAUCUGCAUCCGCAUCCGCAUCCGCACAAGAAAUAUAUAGCCUAUAGUGAACAUGUGCCUGUUGGCGAUCGGCAGUUGAUUAAUUGCUCCUUAUAGGAGCUGCAAAUUGGGAACACGCAUAGAGUAAAUACAUAUUUUUAUACACAGAUCGAACGGAAUAAGUAUCUGAAACAGAAACAAAAACGAAAACAGAAUCUGAAUCGAACUCGAAAUUUAAAUUGAAAUUGAAACCCAUCUGAGCGCAAAAUCGAAAUUCAAGUCUAAAAGAAACUGAGUUCGAGGACGAAGAAGAAGGAGAACGCAAUUAGGAGAAUCAGGAUCAGGAAUCAGGACAGUAGCAAACGAAACACCAAACAGAUGAUGAGAGGAGUAGGAGUAGGAGUAGGAUGGACGGGGUUUAGCGAUACGAAAGGAGUAUGAUGAUGAUGAUGAUGACGAUGAUGAUGAUAAACAAGAGCAACAAAAUAGCAAUAGCCAAAAUGCUUUGAAAACAGUUUUAGGGUACUUGAACUAAUUUAGGAACGUAACAUUUACAACAUAUAUGCAUACGUAGGACAACAACAAAUUAGUGUUGUAAUUUCUAACAAAUUGUUCACGAUUGAUUGUUUAUAUUGUUUAAGAACGAUUUUAGCCUAAGGACCACGCCCCAUGUGUGUGUGUGUGUGUGUGUGCGUGUGUGCGUGAGUGCGUGUGAGUGUGUCUGUGCGCGUUCCUAAUUCUUCGAUUAUUACAACCAUUUAAUUUUCGAUCUUUUUGUACAUAACUUGACGUUUUACUUAGUAUUUGAUUUUGUGAUAGCGAAAAGGAUAUAUAAAGGAUAUAUAGGGGAGCGCCGCCAGGAACCCCAUUUGUCUCAAAAGCAGGAAGCAGGAUAUUUAACGGGGUACGCAGGAUUGAUUGCUAUUUAUUAACGCUAAAAUACAACAAACAAUUUAAAACAGAAAAAAAAACCAUCUAGGCUAUAGACUUUUAGGCUAAAACGCGAUGAUUUAGGUUUAUCACUAUUUAUUAGACGUAGUCUGUAGUUUUCAACUGGGUUUUAGUUCAUUAAUCGGAUAUAUCAUGUCUUAACUAUCAUUGAUUUCUUAACUCUUUUUUUUGUUCGUAUAUCUAAGAUGAUAUGUGAAAGCUAUUGUUUUCGUUUUCAAACUGUUUUCAUUCUAACAGUUGCCGCCGCCCAAGAAACAGAAAGAGAAAGAGACAGCGAGAGAGCGAGACAGUAGAUGAGUGAUGAGUGGAAAUGAUGAGGGGAUUUUGUAAAUUUUAGAUACUAGGAUACUUAUUCACUGCGCAUAAAAAUGCCUUCAAUUGCGACAUCAGCAAGUAACUAACAUAACUGUAAAUACCCAACAACAAAACACACACACACACACAAAACAUACGAAUACAAGUAAACACAAUAUAAAGAUAUACAUAUAUAUUAAUAACAAUAUAUAUAAUAUAUAUAUUUACCGAUUACUUACUGAUAGGUGUAGUAGGUCACUCGUACGCGAAAGUUGGUAAUAUCCAAUGCCUAGUUCGUAAGCCGCGCAUUCAUAUAUCGAAACAAUCGGGUAUAUCGUUUAUAUUAGGAUCGAUCGACACCGCGACUAACGAACACACACACACACCCACACACACACAUAUGGCAUAUAAAUACAUAUAUGUAUAUAUCGGGAUAUAUACUUUUAGUUAGUGUUUUUAAACGAAACGCGCAGAGUUUCCUUAGCUAAGCGAAAGACAAAAACAAAAAAAAUGGGAAAACCAACUAAAAAAGCUGCGCCUGCCAACGAUAAAAAGCCGAUAAGAAAAAAGAAAAAAAAUAAAAUAAAAAGGACGAGGAGAAUGCGAAACCCACGCUGCGCUGCACACAAUCAAAAAACAAACAAAAAAAACAAAAAUCAUUAAACAGACACCAAAAAACAAAAAAACUUUAAAAUAAAGCAACUUAAAAUAUAUAUUAUUAUAUAGAAACGAAAACAUACUCAAGUCACUGGGCUCUGCCGCCGAAUGCCUUUGUACUUUUAACGUAUGGAACAAUGAUCGGUAAUUGAUUAUCGACAAUCGUUGAUCGGUAAUGUUGCGAUAACAAGACGCUGCCUUCAAAACGCAGACGCCGCGUGCUGGUGCAAAAAUUAGAAAUCACAAAAAACGGAAUAACGGAAAAUAAGUUAUCGGAUUUGCGGGCGCAGCGUUUAAUUAUUAAUUAAGCCCACGAUAGUAACCAAAAAUAAGAAGGAAGAUGAUAGAGCGAGAGAGAGAGAGAGAAAGAAAGAGCUGCUUGCCGUCUUUUUUCUGCGAAUUGUUUUUGUUUUUUUUUUUUUUAACAACCUCACACAGUCAACAGCAAUGAACAAAGUUAUGGGUGUGAAAGAGAGCGAGCGAGAGAGCGAGAGAGAGAG
Molecule: messenger RNA, 13304 nt
Organism: Drosophila teissieri
Lineage: Eukaryota; Metazoa; Arthropoda; Insecta; Diptera; Drosophilidae
Gene: nej
Product: CREB-binding protein
Exons: 13
Coding region: 87-10004 (3305 amino acids)
Biological process (GO): positive regulation of transcription by RNA polymerase II
Cellular component (GO): transcription regulator complex; histone acetyltransferase complex
Molecular function (GO): histone acetyltransferase activity; zinc ion binding; transcription coactivator activity
Source: RefSeq, a predicted model, not a curated record